AUGCUGCAGACUAUACAAAAUCAGAGUGAAUUUGAUGACUUUUUGAAGGCCGCAGGCUCCAAACUCGUUGUUGUUGACUUUUCAGCAAAAUGGUGCGGACCUUGCAAAGCGAUCAGUCCUGUCAUUCAUGACCUGGCUGUUCGGUAUGACAAUGUGAUGUUCUGUAGUGUGGAUAUCGAUCGGGCAGAGGACGUGGCUAAUUCUUGUAAAAUUAUAGCCAUGCCGACAUUCCAGAUGUACAAGAAAACGGAAAAGAUUUGGGAAAUUACUGGUACUGACACUGGGAAGUUGGAAGCAAAGAUUGAAGAACUAAUGUAGUUCCUGCAGAAAACAAAAACAGAAGUUCCAGUAAAAUCCACCUUUUGCAGUCUCGCAUGUGUCUAUUUUCCUUCAACACAGUUAUUCAGAAAUGAUGCAUCAAAAUGUAUAAAGAUUCUCACCUGUACAGGAAGGAGAAUCUUGUGGUUA
Chelonia mydas (Green sea turtle) is the source of this 468-nucleotide messenger RNA. Its product is annotated as thioredoxin-like. NCBI's taxonomy places the organism in Eukaryota, Metazoa, Chordata, Testudines, Cheloniidae. Gene Ontology annotation, molecular function: protein-disulfide reductase activity. The transcript has 5 exons. The coding region runs from base 1 to 318 and encodes 105 amino acids. The record is from RefSeq and is a predicted model, not a curated record.